AUGCAAGCGAUAGUGUGCGCCUUAUUGUUAGCUUUACUGUCGGCGGCGGCUGCUUACCACGAUCCACUUUACGUGCCCGGCCACAAUGUAAUAGUGCAUCUCUUCGAGUGGAAAUGGCUGGAUAUCGCGAAAGAGUGCGAAGAAUUCCUCGGUCCUAUAGGAUACGGUGGUGUCCAGGUGUCUCCGAUCCAAGAAAACGUAAUCAUUCCGUCUAGGCCGUGGUGGGAACGUUACCAGCCUAUGUCUUACAAAUUCGAGACGCGUUCAGGCACGAAGGCGCAAUUCAAGGAGAUGGUCGCGCGAUGCAACCGGGCCGGCGUGAGGGUCUACGUUGACGCGGUGUUCAACCACAUGACCGGCGAUUUCGAGCCGGCGCUUGGUACCGGCGGCUCGACAGCUGACACCCGCAAUCGUCUUUACUAUAAUGUGCCGUAUUCAUCGCAAGAUUUUCACAACCCGCCGUGCAACGUAAACAACUAUAAUGACCCGGUGAACGUGCGAAAUUGCGAGCUGGUCGGUCUGCACGAUCUCAAUCAAACGUCCGAGAACGUCCGUGAUACCAUCAUCGAUUUCUUGAAUAUGGCUAUCGACAUAGGUAUCGCUGGUUUCCGAAUAGACGCCGCGAAACACAUGUGGCCGAAUGAUCUGAAGGCGAUCUACGACAAUCUGCAGAAUGUCAAUCAGGAACAUAAUUUCUGGCCAAAUUCGCGACCUUACAUAUAUCAAGAAGUGAUCGAUUAUGACAACGAAGCGAUCAGUAGAUACGAAUACACCGAUUUGGCCGCGGUGACGGAAUUCCUGCACGGCCACGAACUGAGUAAGGCAUUUAAAGGGAACAAUAUGCUCAAGUGGUUCGUUAGCUGGGGAACUGAGUGGAAUUUAAUGAAAUCGAAGGACGCCCUGGUGUUCGUCGACAACCACGACACUCAACGUAACAACAACAAUAUUCUCAACUUCAAAACAUCGCGACCGUACAAGAUGGCAGUUGCCUUUAUGUUAGCGCAUAAUUACGGGAACCCACGUGUAAUGAGCUCCUUCAGUUUCGAAAACUUCAACCAAGGUCCACCAUCGGACAACAACGGCAAUAUACUGUCCCCAAUCAUCCAUCCCGACAAUACCUGCGGCAACGGCUGGAUCUGUGAGCACCGGUGGCGUCAAAUAUACAACAUGGUGAUCUUCCGCAACGCCGUCAACGGGACUACGGUCGACCACUGGUGGGACAACGGCGGCAAUCAGAUCGCUUUCUGUCGCGGUGAACGCGGAUUCGUUGCAUUCAACAAUGAAAAGUUCGAUCUCAGGGCGUCCCUGUUCACUUGCCUGGAAAGUGGGCUUUACUGCGACGUCAUUUCCGGGGAUCUGGUGAACGGAAAGUGCACCGGGAAAACCAUAAGAGUGAACGAGAGCCGCUACGCUGACGUAGAAAUUCGCACUUCGGACGAAGACGGUGUAAUUGCAACGCAUCACAAGAUGAAGAUUCCCGGAACAUCGUGAAGUUUCAGCAGACAUCUCAGUUGAAGAGAGAUGAAGAAAAAAUGGUCGUUGGAAAACUUUGUUGCUUCCUCGAUUAUAUUAUUAUCGCCAUAACAAAUAUGUUUACGUGAGAUAUGAUUAAAAAAGUAUUUUAUUAACCACUAAAAAUGGCUCUAUCUUGGAGUGAGAUUUCACUCGAGACGAAUGAAAAUUCGUUCAAAGCGAUAAUGAAAAUACCGAACAUAGCGAUGUUCGGUAUCGCUCGGAAUUGCAAAAGUGAAUGUUUCACUCAAGCUUAGAGUAGAUUCUCACUCUGUACAAGUAUUUCUAUUGAUUAAGUUCGAACGACUCAAUUGUUAUUCCACGUUUCAAAUGAAAUUUUAUUGUAAGAAAUUUAGAUAAUAGCGCACAUACACACAUCGCAAAAUGGCCUGAUUUAUUUAUCACCAUCUUAUUUCUCAUCCCCGAAUCCCGUGAAUUACAAUCCCACGUAUUCGCGCGAGUUAUUUAUCAUAACGAUUUAUUAUAUAUGUCGCUUAUACAUUGUAACGAUCGGUAAGAAAAUUAAACGGGGUAGAGCACGUGUGCUAUUUUUCAACAAGGUUUAUUUUAACAGAAACAAUGUACUGUUUGUUUUCCUCUUUUCACCAUUAAUUUCUACUAUAAUAUAUACAUGUGAUAUGACAGUUAAAUUGUAAGAUAAUACACGACAGACUCGCAAUGGAGAAAUAGAAAGAGUCGAAGGGAGAUCAGGUGAGAUGGGGUGUCGCAAAAUCGAUUGAUUUUAACGAAGCAAGGAGGGCGGGGAGGGGGAUGGAGCAGGGGAGAUCGAGAGGAUGAAUGGGGAGGAAACGGGUACACCGGAGGAUGAAUGGAGAAAAAUCUUGAGAUAUCACAAAAAUAAAUUGCCUUAUCGUCGGUUUUCGCCACCUUUCUCGAACUCUCUUUUAAUCCGUUAUGCAAUUAAGUAAAUCCUUCGCCAAGAGAAUCCGUCACCGAUCCUACACCGUCGCGUAAAUCCUUUCUUUCUCUCUCUCCCUCUCUCUCGUCCGUUUCUCUCGUUUCCUACAUUUACUUUCACGGUUUUCUCGCUCUCUCGCUCUCUCUCUCUCUCUCCCUCUCUCUCUUUCUCUCUCUAAUCGGACGAGUUUACCGCGUGAAAUAAUGAACCGCGUGACGCUCGUUGAUACGCAUUGGGAUAGCGUGAGAACCUCGACUAAGACACUAAAUAAAAUACUACGAGACACUUGUGUGUAAAAGCACGACAUAAAUAAAUGCUCAAGCGUUAUGUACAGUGAUCGUGUGUAUAUGUGUGUAUGUUUUUAAGUAAAAGCCGCUGAGAAACUUUCGUAUUUCGUGUGUCGACGCGCCCGAGUUCGAACCGCGCGCACG
This is a messenger RNA of Dinoponera quadriceps, 2862 nucleotides long. RefSeq names its product alpha-amylase A. The transcript has 5 exons. NCBI's taxonomy places the organism in Eukaryota, Metazoa, Arthropoda, Insecta, Hymenoptera, Formicidae. Gene Ontology annotation, molecular function: cation binding; alpha-amylase activity. Bases 1 to 1491 code for a protein of 496 amino acids. Gene Ontology annotation, biological process: carbohydrate metabolic process. The record is from RefSeq and is a predicted model, not a curated record.